Messenger RNA from Sphaerodactylus townsendi, 2656 nucleotides. It is a transcript of the gene DCAF17, whose product is annotated as DDB1 and CUL4 associated factor 17. The coding region runs from base 188 to 1849 and encodes 553 amino acids. The record is from RefSeq and is a predicted model, not a curated record. NCBI's taxonomy places the organism in Eukaryota, Metazoa, Chordata, Lepidosauria, Squamata, Sphaerodactylidae. Gene Ontology annotation, biological process: protein ubiquitination. The transcript has 15 exons. Gene Ontology annotation, cellular component: Cul4-RING E3 ubiquitin ligase complex.
AGGCCGUGGAGGAUGGACGCGGGAGGACGCUUGUUUUGUCGCUGACUUUUAAUCUGCUGCUGCCCUCUGAGGUUUUGUGCACCUGGUGCCACAGUCGGAGGCCAGAGGAUGAGCAACAAGAGCCUUCUGCUGCUUCCUCAAUGAGCCACCAUACACAAGGUGGAAGCCCAACAUUGCACACACAAAAAUGUUGUCCAACGCAUCUACCUCCUCUUCUGCCACACCAAGACUCUCAUCUACUGAUGCAUUUAAGCAUUACAAUAUCUGCCAGCUGCUCACCAGAAGAUCACUGGGAUUUUACACAAAAGAUGCCAGUGUUGUCUAUAGGAAAAACAUGGAGAUCCUGAGGAAGUUAAUUUGCCAGGAAAGUACAACAUUCAAGAAUGUUUGGACAACACAUUCCACAUCUCCAAUUGCUUAUCAAAGUGGAAAGAUUUAUUUUGACAAUUAUCGGUGCUGUGUGAGCUGUGUCACACCUGAGCCAAGGAUAAUUUAUCAAAUGCCACCGUGCUCUAAAUCAGAAAAAAUAGAAGAUGCUUUAUUACUGGAAUGCCCUGUGGGUGAAGUGCUGCCCUGCCCAUCAGACUACAAACCUUCCUUAGCAGUUCUUACAGCUCAUAACUGGCUUUUUCGUCUCUCUGCAAGUUCUGGAGAAAUACUUGAGAAGGUGUAUCUUACUUCUGCCUGCAAAUUCAGAUACCUCAGCUGGGACACCCCUCAAGAGAUCAUGGUUGUGAAAUCGGCUCAGUGUAAGGUCCUGGCAGCUGCAAGGCAGGCAGGCAUCCAACAGUCUGUGCUCUUCUUUCUUGCUGUAUUCAGAGUUCUGCCACUUUCAUUUAUCGGAAUGCUGGAAAUUGACAAAAAAAUCUUUGGAAACAGCAUAACAGAUGCCACACUGUCUCAUAGUAUGCUGAUUGUGAUGCACAGCGUGGGCCUUGUCAGGCUGUAUAGCUUCCAGUCCAUCUCUGAGAAGUUUAUGACAAAACAAGUGGAUUUGGGACAUGAAUGUAACUGGAAUGGCAAAGUUGGGGUCGUGGGAAAAUACCCUUUUGGCAUUCCUUGCAACAUUAAAAUAACAGAUACUCCAGAUCUGCUUUUUGAGGUGUCUUCCCUGGAGAACACAUUUCAGGUUGGAGGAUACCCUUGGCAUUACAUCAUCACUCCUAACAAGAAAAGCCAAAGAGGAAUCUUCCAUGUUUGUUCCUUGAAAGACCACAUUUUGGCAAAGAACGGCAUACUGGACAUGAAGUGUUGCUCGUUGGAACCUGAUUGGAUCUCUUUCCACCCAGAUAGUUCUGGAAGAAUACUCCAUGUGGGACCAAAUUUGAUUAAAAUUUUGAAACUGAUGAAAACCAAUAGUGUCACAGAACAGCAGGAAAUCAAAGAAGACUUUAUCAUUGAGGCCCACAGGGAAAAUGAUGUUAACAAUUCGGUAACGGUGACAGCUUCUGGUCGAGUAGUGAAGAAGCGUAUUAACUUACUGGAUGAUGAUCCAGAGCAAGAGACUUUCAAAAUUGUGGACUAUGAAGAUGAACUGGAUUUACUGUCUGUCGUGGCAGUCACUCAGAUAGGCAGUGAUGGGGCAGCUCAUCUGGACUUCCACUGUAAUGAGUACGGGACUCGACUCAAGCGCGUUCUUUUUGCAGAGCCUUGGGACGUGACUUUCAGCCAUGAAGUUUACUUCGACAGAAAUGUGGUGCUGCACAUAGAACAAAAGCCCAACAGGAUCUUCAGCUGCUACGUUUACCAAAUGGCCUGCGGUAGUUCAAGAGAGGGUGAAGGCACCAGGAAGGAUAAAAGGGAGCGACAUUUUUGUAAAAAAAUGGGAAGGACUUUUGAAUGUUUUUAAAGAGCCCCUGUUGUUUUCGAGGCUUUGCCAGAUGGAAUCCAAAGAGCUGUAAACCGCAACGGGCGAGUUAAUAACUGUUAUUCGGCUCCAACUGAAUCCCUUAAGAGAUUUUUUUUUAAAAAGCCAUUGCAAUGCAUUAGUUAGAUGUGAUGACAUCAGUACUGCCCGUGACAUUUGGCACAAGAAAAGGGGAUGCGUGAAAACAGACCUUUUCUUGGACCAGUUUUUAUUGGCAGAAGGAUGUUCAAGCCUUUCGGUAGCUCAGGCCCUUUCUGGGAUCCAGACAGAUUCCUUCUAUGGGGGGAAGGCCACCCUUGUUCACACUGGGAGGGGACCUCAAUCUCCUAGUUCAGCAAUCUCCCACCUUUUUCACAUCCUACCCCAUUUCAGAGGGGUCUCCUGUACCUCUGCAAUAGCUUUGUCGGUGGUACGGGGAAGGGGUAGCAACAGAGGAGAAGAGGCGGAAUGCCCCUAAUGCGCAAGCAGAUGUUUACUCACAGUUCUUGGGUUCUGAGCCAAUAUUUAUUUAUAUAUUUUUAACUUAAAUGUAUAUCUGGCUUGUAAUAUGUAAACAAGAACUCUAAAGCAUAGUAAAGAGCUCAAAAGCAUAGUAUUGUGAAUAAUUAUGUCACUAGGAAUGAUUUCAUAAAACUAGGCAAACAUGAAAAAACACAACCUUUUAAACUGUCUCAAAGUAAAGGAGCAAAAGUUUAUAUUACAGAACAGUUUGUACUUUUGUAGAUGUUAGUGACUUUAUAUCUUUCCCAACCCUGAUUUAUGGGGCAUAGAAUAAAUAUGGUACACAGA